ACAUCCGUCCGUCCGGCCGGCCGCAGUCCACCCCCUCCACCUUCCGGCUCGGCCUCUCUGGUCCGGAGUUCCCAUUCCCACACCGGCUACCGCCACCAUCGCCCGUCGCCGUCACCGUCACUGUCGCAUCGCCGGCCGCACCUAAGCCGUUAAAGUCGCUGCAGGUGCGGACACCACGUCACCCCUCACAAGGGCAUCAGGAUCUAGAAGGAAGCACAACAUCAGGUUUUGACUUUUAUCAGUUCUCAGAUCAAGAUGGUGUCUGUUGGCCCAAAACCAGGGGUGCCUGUUAUUCUGCGGGAGCUGGAGCCAUCCUCAGAGAUGUUCAAGCAAGGAGCGUCCCUUCGAGUCACAGGAAGUCUUCAGUCGUUCGAGGUGGACUCUGCAACCGCUGUCAUUCAAGACGGCAGCGUGAGUUUAAAGGUUGACACCCAACAUCUGAGGGACAUCAGUUUCCGCACGAAUUCGGCGUACCAGUUCAUUGGUGAACUUCAGAUCCGUGAAGGCAAUGAUGCGACUCUACUAGCGCGCAUUGGAAGGAACGUCGAUGGCCUCGACCUGAACCUUUACCAGCAGGCUAUACUCAUCCGACGGCAACACGAAGCAAAGCUUGUGAGCUCCAGGACCAGGAGAGCAUGAUCUGCUGCGCAUGUUCUUCGCAGUUGUUAGAUUUCUUUGUUUUGUCGCAGUGCAAUUGCAUAUGUACAUGAGAAGAGAACAAGACCGCCUGGAGGCUUUGGUUAUAAGAAUUGGUCGGCUCUGCAUAUUGAUUUGUGGGACCUCAGCCACAUAUCCCUGUUUGCUGGUCUCAAGAGUCAUGACUAAAAAUAUUGUUUCGCUGAUUUAUUGUGAGAGAAAAA
This is a messenger RNA of Sorghum bicolor (sorghum), 860 nucleotides long. RefSeq names its product CST complex subunit TEN1. The transcript is spliced from 4 exons. The record is from RefSeq and is a predicted model, not a curated record. Gene Ontology annotation, molecular function: single-stranded DNA binding; telomerase inhibitor activity; protein binding. The coding region runs from base 256 to 639 and encodes 127 amino acids. Gene Ontology annotation, cellular component: CST complex. NCBI's taxonomy places the organism in Eukaryota, Viridiplantae, Streptophyta, Magnoliopsida, Poales, Poaceae. Gene Ontology annotation, biological process: negative regulation of telomere maintenance via telomerase.